Tarenaya hassleriana is the source of this 1822-nucleotide messenger RNA. RefSeq names its product pre-mRNA-splicing factor SLU7-A. Gene Ontology annotation, biological process: mRNA splicing, via spliceosome. NCBI's taxonomy places the organism in Eukaryota, Viridiplantae, Streptophyta, Magnoliopsida, Brassicales, Cleomaceae. Gene Ontology annotation, molecular function: pre-mRNA 3'-splice site binding. The transcript is spliced from 10 exons. The coding region runs from base 107 to 1717 and encodes 536 amino acids. Gene Ontology annotation, cellular component: spliceosomal complex. The record is from RefSeq and is a predicted model, not a curated record.
GUCAUUCUCUCUCUCUUUUCCUUAUUUGAUUGAGAUUUCUUUUCCAGUUCUCCCUUUCUUCGUAUCGCGUGGCUCUUCUGAAGUCAAAUCUUAACGCUCCGUGACCAUGGCGACGGCUUCAGUUGCAUUCAAAUCGAGGGAAGAUCAUAGGAAGCAAAUCGAAUUAGAGGAAGCUCGUAAAGCUGGGCUUGCCCCGGCUGAGGUAGAUGAAGAUGGAAAGGAAAUCAAUCCUCACAUACCACAGUAUAUGUCAUCUGCUCCAUGGUAUCUCAAUUCAGAGAAACCGAGUUUAAAACAUCAAAGGAAGUGGAAGAGUGAUCCCAAUUACACAAAGUCAUGGUAUGAUAGAGGUGCAAAGAUAUUUCAAGCGGACAAAUAUAGGAAGGGGGCAUGUCAAAACUGUGGCGCAAUGACCCAUGAUGCAAAAGCUUGCAUGGACAGACCCCGUAAAGUUGGAGCGAAGUGGACUAGCAAAAACAUCGCACCUGAUGAAAAGAUUGAGACUUUUGAACUUGACUAUGAUGGAAAAAGGGACCGAUGGAAUGGUUAUGACCCUUCAACUUACCAUCGUGUGAUAGAGCUCUAUGAAGCAAAGGAGGAAGCUCGGAGGAAGUAUCUGAAGGAACAGCAGCUUAAGAAAUUGGAGGAGAAGAACAACAACCAAAGCGGCAAUGAUGCAACCAGUGACGGGGAUGAGGAAGAUGAUGACCUCAGGGUUGAUGAGGCCAAGGUUGAUGAGAGCAGGCAGAUGGACUUUGCAAAGGUCGAAAAGCGUGUUAGAACAACAGGUGGAGGUAGCACAGGAACCGUAAGGAAUCUGCGUAUUCGGGAGGAUACAGCGAAGUACCUUUUAAACCUCGAUGUGAACUCUGCUCAUUAUGACCCAAAAACUCGCUCCAUGCGUGAAGAUCCUCUUCCAGAUGCGGAUCCUAAUGAGAAAUUUUACUUGGGAGAUAAUCAAUAUAGAAACAGCGGGGAAGCUAUGGAAUUCAAGCAGCUUAAUAUCCAUGCGUGGGAAGCGUUUGACAAGGGACAGGACAUGCAUAUGCAAGCAGCUCCCUCACAAGCCGAGUUGCUCUUUAAGAACUAUCAAGUUGCAAAAGACAAACUGAAAUCUCAAACAAAGGACACAAUUAUGGAGAAGUAUGGGAAUGCUGCCGCUGAGGAUGAACUUCCAAUGGAGCUUCUACUUGGGCAAAGUGAAAGACAAGUCGAGUAUGACCGAGCCGGGAGGAUUAUAAAGGGACAGGAGGUAGCAUUGCCCAAGAGCAAAUAUGAAGAAGACGUCCAUGCGAACAAUCACACCAGUGUGUGGGGAUCGUGGUGGAAAGACCAUCAGUGGGGCUACAAGUGCUGCAAGCAGACAAUUCGUAACAGUUACUGCACGGGUUCUGCUGGAAUCGAGGCUGCUGAAGCUUCCAUCGAUCUAAUGAAGGCAAAUAUUGCCCGUAAAGAGGCAUCGGAAGAGAGCCUCAAGAAGGCUGAAGAGAAGAAAAUUGCGACAUGGGGAACCGAUAUCCCUGAAGAUUUGGAGCUGGACGAGGAGCUUCUUUCGAAAGCUCUUAAGAAGGAGGAUGAGCGUAGGAGGGAAGAGAAAGAUGAGCGGAAGCGCAAGUAUAACGUCAGGUGGAACGACGAGGUGACUCAAGAGGAUAUGGAAGCGUAUAGAAUGAAGAGAGUUCACCAUGACGACCCUAUGAAAGAGUUCAUCGGCUAAAGCCACCCCUUGAAGCCUUUUUUAUUAUGUUUUUACAUAUCUCUGUGUUUUACAUGGCUUGCUGUUCGUUUUAGAGAGAGAGAGGGCCCAAAUACUACUUGCUCA